Molecule: messenger RNA, 2364 nt
Organism: Callorhinchus milii (elephant shark)
Lineage: Eukaryota; Metazoa; Chordata; Chondrichthyes; Chimaeriformes; Callorhinchidae
Gene: faima
Product: Fas apoptotic inhibitory molecule a
Exons: 5
Coding region: 430-969 (179 amino acids)
Biological process (GO): negative regulation of extrinsic apoptotic signaling pathway via death domain receptors; positive regulation of neurogenesis; canonical NF-kappaB signal transduction
Source: RefSeq, a predicted model, not a curated record
UGAUCUCGCGAGAUUGGCCGGGCUUCUCUCGGCGGUUGUUGUUGUGACCGCUUUUCUCGGGAACAUUUUCAUAACGUUACCAACGAACAAGUGGGAUAUAAGGCAACAAGUGGCUGGUUAUCUCGGUUUGGCCUGUGAAGAACACGGCCUAUACAGCUCCCAAGCCAGAAGCUGGGCGUUUCCAUAGUUACCUGCUGACCUGACUGACCUGUAGCCCGGGGGCGGCCCGGCCCGGCCCGGCGGUGGCGCGGGUCCUGGAGAAGCUCCGUGUUCAUUCUUAUUUGGAAGCGGAGAAACGGGCGGUGUGUUUCUUGUAUACGUGAACUGAGUUUUUUACGGGAACCUCGGAAGUCCCGGAGCAGAAUUCACCUUUUUACAAAGCUGAUCAUUUGAUUCUUUUGUAAGGUUUAAAAUGCCCAAUUGAAGAAAAUGACUGAUCUUGUGGCUGUCUGGGAAGUAGCGCUGAGUGACGGUGUGCACAAAAUAGAAUUCGAGCAUGGCACUACUUCAGGCAAACGAGUGAUAUAUAUAGACGGAAAGGAAGUGAUGCGUAAGGACUGGAUGUUUAAACUAGUUGGGAAAGAAACGUUUAAUGUUGGGGCCACUAAAACAAAAGCAACAAUCAAUAUUGAUGCAGUUAGUGGGUUUGCUUAUGAAUACACAUUGGAGAUCAAUGGGAAGAGCCUUAAAAAAUACAUGGAGAACAGGUCAAAGACCACAAAUACAUGGUUGUUAAAUCUGGAUGGAGUGGAUUCUCGAGUAGUGUUGGAGAAAGACACCAUGGAUGUUUGGUGCAAUGGGAACAAAAUGGAGACAGCUGGUGAAUUUGUGGAAGAUGGCACAGAAACCCACUUCACUGUUGGUAACCAUGAAUGCUGCAUCAAAGCAGUCAGCAGUGGGAAGCGAAGAGAAGGAAUUAUUCAUACUCUUAUUGUAGAUGACCAGGAAAUCCCAGAAACUACAGAGUAACUUCCUGUGUUCCAGCUGCGCACACUUGCAAACAAUACAUUUGAACAUUAUAUGGCCCAUGGUGAAACUUAUUGUAACAAAGGAAAUUAGCAUGUGAGGAAAAACAAAUGAGGAAAUGCAAAUUCAGUGCAAAAACUAUUAGGCGUCUCUGUGACCUUUAGAAAUGGUAGCUCUGUGAUGCUAUUCCAAAUCAUUCAAAAUUAGCUUUUUUUUAAUGAAUCUCGUUUCUAAAUUUGCUAGUUCCUUUAGUCAUGACCUGUGGUAUUAAGUUGUAAAUGAAAGAAAUGAUGCAUUAUGAAUUGGAUAUGUUUGAAAAAUAAAUGGUGUCCUGCAGCUUUCAGAUAUUUUUUAAUAAUACUUGCAUUUGAUAUAGCACUUUAUCACAUCUUCUCAAAGUGUUUCAUAAUUAAAACCUGGAAAUGAAUCAAAACCCAUUUUGACUUUCUAUGUGGGUCUCAGUCAAAAUCUUUGUGCUAUUUGUAAGCACCAUUACAGUGAUUUUUAUGCACACAAGAACCCAAAUCAGGAAAAAAAAUAGAAGGGAAGACAUGGAACCUAGCAUUUUUCGAAGCAUAAGUCAAAAGCUCCUCACUCUCAGAUCACAAUCAACAAAUGCAAGCCAUUGUGUCACAAAAUAACAUACUUGUCCUGAAGCAUGUUAUGUACACACAAUCCUGUGCAUUUGUACAUGUGUGUACUGUUGCAGGCUUAAGAUUUCAUCUGCAAGAUUACAAUUAGUACAUCAAUCAGCCAGAAUAGAAGCUGAUAAAGCUUUAAAAAAAUCAGGGUUUUUUUACUUUAAAAGUUCAUAAUUAUAUUGUAAUAUUAAAUACUAUUUAUUACUUUGUACUGAAGUUAACAGUAUACUGAAUUCCUAAUUUCUUAAAUGAAGACACAAAAAAAAUAAAGUAGGGAAACGAGCAAAGCCUUUUAGGCUGAUCAUCUAACAUUUACAUUGAUAGGUAUAGAGAAACAUUAAAGAAAUUCAGAGCCCAACAAUCAGCAUGUGGUAGAGAAAAAUAAAUUAGUUUCAGAUAAGACCCUUCCAUGAUGAAGAUGCUUGAAUUAUGAAUGCAUCAGAAAGUGAUGAACCUCUGAAUUUCCAAUAUUUGCAGUUUUUAAUUUCAAUAUUUGUCACUUAUCAAAUAUCCCAAUUCAAAACAAAUUAUAUAUUUGUAGUGAUCCAGACAUAGUUUUGCCAGGGAAAAUUCAGCUCUUUAAAACAGAAUGAUAAUCUAACUUGUGUAAAUGUUUGUGGAGGUUUUAUGUAAUAUACUUGGUUGGUAUCUAUGUCUAAGCAUGCAUAAUGCACGUUUUGUUUCCAAUUGAAUUUUAUGAUGCAGACUGAUUUUUUUAUAGAAUAUUUAAUACAAAUAAAUGUCAAAUAAAUUGCAA